Hydra vulgaris (swiftwater hydra) is the source of this 1783-nucleotide messenger RNA. The record is from RefSeq and is a predicted model, not a curated record. Lineage: Eukaryota; Metazoa; Cnidaria; Hydrozoa; Anthoathecata; Hydridae.
GGAAAGCGUGAUGUGAUUAGAUAAAAAAACAGGUCAAACAAGCAACUAAACAAAAUUGUAAUUCUCGGUUUAUAACGACUUGCUAUAUUUUUAUUUUUGAUGGUUAACUAUGUAUAGUUUUUAAUUUUGGUAGUUGUUAAACCGCACGCCAUUUUUUUUUAUCUCAAAUUAAAACUAAUUCCAUAAAAAUGUUAAUACCCAAAUGUUUCACAAGGAGUUGCUUUGAAGUCAAUUUAAUAUAUUAAAAGUUAAAAUUAUGUCAUGGUCAAGAGUGGUAUGGAAGGAGUCAUUAAGGGAAGAAGAAAUGACCAUUCCUACCACCUGGAUUAUAGAAAACAAUGUUUGUUGGCCAAUAGGCAUUAAUGUUGUUCGAGCUUGUUUGCAGCAAUGGCCACCGAAGGACGACUGGAUCAAAUAUCCAAUUAUAAAAGUUAAGAUUCAAUCAGAUGACAAAAGUUUAUGUGAUGGCUUUGAUUUCACAUCUGACGAAGAAAAUGAAGAGUUGCAUAAUCUAAAAAAGCGCAAAAUUCCAAUUGCUGCUAAAAGAAAAUGUGUUUCUCCUAUUGCACAAUCACAAUACCAACAACCGUUUAAAACUCCUAUUGCUUUGAUUCAUUCUUUGUCCCCAACUGCAUCACAAUCCUCAUUCUUUUUAUCUUCUACCAAUCAGGAAAAUACCAUUUCUCCUGUAAUUUUACACCCAAUUCAUCAACAUCCACUACAAUCAAAAAUACCUCGGAGAAUUUUAAGGACAUCCUUGUUAUCGCAGCUAAAUUCUCCAUUUAAAACAACUGUUUCAAAAAGGGAUCAGCAAGAAAGAACAAAAAAUUUGAAUAUAGCAUUAAACAAGUUUCCAUUAACUGAAGCAAGUAUGCAAGAAUUUAUAUUUAAAAGUUCUUACAUUAUGCCUAACAAUAUUGCAAUGUUGUUCUUAUAUAUGUUGAAUGUUUUUAUAUUAGUUUUAAUAAAUAUUAAUUUUUUCAUAUAUAAAGAUGAUGUAAAGCAAAAGUUUUGAAAUGACAUUUUUCUUUUAUUCUGGUUAUAUUGAUUUUUUUUUUUCAAUUCUACAGAAUUUUAGUAUAAAGUUCUUCACAAAUUAGAAGGGAUUUUACAGGAAACUAAGAAACAAGGCAACCACGAUAAGUUACCUGAUUUACCAUAUUUUAUAUAUCAAAUGUCUGAUUUGGAACAUUUUCAGGAGUUUGAUAAUGGAUUGAAUGUAAAUUGUCAAUAUACUAGUUUAAGAACCCAACUUUCCAAAAUAGGUGGUGUCACAUGCUACGCAAAUGUUAAAGCAAUUCUUUUAAAGUAUGUAUCUGGAAAAUAUUUCAUUGCUUAUUUUUCUAAUUAUAUUUUUUGUCUGCAAAAUUAUGAUCUACAUUAAAUAUAUGAAAGGAAUAACACAAGUUCAUAGCUGACAUGAUAACAUUUCUUCAGCCAGCUGUACGCUAUGAUUAUAUACUUAAACUUAUGCUAUAUAUUACUUAAUUAUUCUAUUUACUACCUAGACUAACGACAAACAAGUUAAUGUCAAAUUUUAAUUUGGAUGGUACAGGGAAGAAGAUGCCAUUUCGCAAGACAAAUUUGAUAAAGAUCAUUGUUGAGGCCAUGCCCAAGUAUACUGGAAAUGAAAUCGAAAAGUGUAUUGGUAAUGUCCUAAAAAGAGCGCCGGACAGAAAAGGCGGUGGUGGUCGUGAAAAAGAAAGCAACGACAAUGACAGUAUUCAAGACAUUUUUUAAAAUCUGUAGACUGAAAUAUUUUGUAGAUUGUGUGUACUUUUAA